AUGAGUUCGACUAACCAAGAUGAAGAUGAUGCAAUAAUUGGAGUUGCAGUUACAUCUGCUUUAGCUACCGGAUUUGCAAUAAUUGUCAAUCGAGUCUAUUCAUCGAUGCUUCCACACUGUGCUUCAAGCAGUUUUGAAGCUCUAUCCAAUCCUUAUAAAAUCACCGGAUGGAACCGUCCAAUCGGAGAUAAUGAACAACCAUCGGAAGGAUCUGCACAUGAUUCUCGCAUAUUAAAUGACGCGUUGGAGAGACCACAUGGUCUCCAAAUCCCACAAGAAUACGCUAUCACUUACAAGAGUAAAGUGAUUGUCCUCCCCCAAAAUAAAAAAGAUCUAUUCAAUCUUUGUCAUGCAUCAUUGAGAUCCUCGGUUGAACGUGUCUUUGCUAUUCUAAAGAGACGAUUUCGUGUGAUUGAUAAUAAAGCUUUUUGGGACUUUAAGACACAAGUGAAUGUGGUAUUAGCGUCGUACAUUUUACAUAAUCACAUAGUUGAUUUGGAUCCAAAUGACAUGAUAAUACAAGAAGUAGAUAUUGAAGCAGUAAUUCAACCUCAAAAUGUUCAAAUUUCUCAAAAUUCUCAGGGAAUUCAAAGCUAUCAAACACAAAGAGAAAGGCGUGAAGAAGUUAGACAAUUAUCAUCAAAAAGAGAUGCAAUUGCUCAUGCCAUGUUUAUAAAUUAUGAUAGAUGGAGGAAUGAGGGUCUUUAG
Messenger RNA from Capsicum annuum, 708 nucleotides. RefSeq lists its product as uncharacterized. The record is from RefSeq and is a predicted model, not a curated record. The transcript is spliced from 4 exons. Bases 1 to 708 code for a protein of 235 amino acids. NCBI's taxonomy places the organism in Eukaryota, Viridiplantae, Streptophyta, Magnoliopsida, Solanales, Solanaceae.